GCCGAAUCAAUAUCAGGCUUAGUACUCAGUCUCCCUACGUUGAAAAUCCGCAGCUCUGGUCACCAGGAUCUCGCCAUUUGCCACGACAUAUUACGUCAUCCAUUAACCCUCCCACUACGUGACCAACCGGAGACGUUACCAUGGAUACUGACCGCUGACCAUGCGUCCGUGUUUACAGUAUGGAGAGGAGGGGAUAAAAAGGACAUUGAGGUGUAUUUUGUGCUCAAUCCCAUGUGCUGUAGGGCGAUGUUAGCCUCGGCUAAAACAUCGCAUUCAGGAAAUGUAGCAAGCCACACCGAGGCUCUAAAGGCUACACUAGAUUUUGUUCUACAUACAGAUUUCAAUCCUUUGACAAUGAAUUGCUCAAAAAAACAGGUAAAUUUAUAUACAGGGUGUCCCAAAAAAUGUGACACUAUAGAAAUUAUCCUAUUUAGUUAAAUUUGCAUGCCUGAGCACAAUGGUGAACACGAGAGUGCGUAAACAUAAUUGAAUUUUUUAAUUACCAGGCGCAUGAAAUAGAAUAGAAUAGAAUAGAAACUUUAUUUCACGAGGGAAAAUUAUUAACCGUAAAAGUUAUCUAACAUACGGCCCUCGCACUAUUUUGAUAUUUACAGGCAUAAAAAGUAUUAAGGAUUACGACUAUUUACAUUUGAGAAAAAAAUAAUUAGUAAUGAAUACAAUUACAAUUUAGUAAAUAUUUACAAUUUAUACAAAAUAGAUCUUCGAUAUGGUUAGUAAGAGUAAGCUUGUUAAGAAAGAUUCUACGAAUUUUUUGUUUGGCGUUAGUAUAUGAAGAGCAAGAGAGCAAAUCCUGUGCUUAACAACAAUAGGAUAAUUUCCAUACUGUCACUUUUUUGGGACACCCUGUAUUUGGAAAUUAAUUAUAUAAAUUCUUGUUUUUUUGUUGUUUUUAAAUUGUUGUUGUUGUCGUUGUCGUUGUCGUUGUCGUUGUCGUUGUCGUUGUCGCUAUUGUCGUUCGCUGAUGAUGUUGUUGUCGUCGUUGUUGUUACUGCUGCCGCUGUUGUUGUCGUUUGCUGCUGUUGUUGUUGUCGUUUGCUGCUGUUGUUGUUGUCGUUUGCUGCUGUUGUUAUUCGUGGCUUUCCUUGAUAUUGUUAUGCAUAAUUCAUUCCUAGGUCGAUCUUCUCUUUCAACUUUAUUCCAACGCAGUCCAGUUAACAUCUUCCGUCGGUACCGAUGCUUCAUUUAAUGAGAACGAGUCUUUAUACCCUGCGAGGUCGAUAUCUGCUACUGUAGCCAGCCAAAGUCGCACUACAAGACGAACAAAUUCAAUUACGUCAUCUUCAGGAUUCGACGUUGUCGACGACGAGUCGGUGUCUUCCGAAAGUACUCCGAAGCCCAGUGUGACGUCAUUGGAAACACCAACGGUUUGUACUCAGUGAUAAAUUAUUUUUAUCAGGGCUUAAAUGGCUGUUUAUAUAGAUAGAGAUAGAUAGUGUAUAUAUGAGCACAUCUCGGACUGACCCAGGGGCGCCCGAUCAUGAGGCGCCCGAUCAACUGGAUAAUCUUUUAAUUUUUAAGUAGUUUCAAAUCGAAAAUUUGUCCAAUAAAGUAUGAAUUUGACUUUCGUGACAAAUCUUAUAAAAGUAUACAGUGAGUUGAACUUAUAAAUGUUUUUCAGAUAUCACCUUCGCUAGUUCAUGUGUCACUCUGGGUUCAGUGGACAUUACCCAAGCUAUCGUUCAAUUUAUUUGGCAAUGACAGGGGAUCAGAUUUACGUAUUACUACGGAGAUGGAAGAUUGGUCUGCCUCGUUUGAUUAUCAGAAUGGACAUUUCAAAGCGCAGUGUAAAGUUGGCAAUCUCAGUAUCACGCAUUAUGAAAUCGGGUAAGAAAGUCGAUUAGUGUAUACUGUAGAGACGGCUAUUUGCCAAUGUGUGCCUUUUUAUCAAAUGCGAACCGUUUGCAUUUGAAAACCCCUCGGGUACUAAUUUUAAUAAUUUCUUUACUGGAAUUUACCUUUUUUUGCCUAGAUCAAAAAUUAGUCUAACAUGCAAGUUGCCUAUUGGGUAAAAACAAACGUUAGCCAAAUUUGUUUGCAUUCAGAAAAGUUCUGUGUAAAAUUUCAUCGUCUUUCAUUUAUAGGUCAUCUGGCCAGUGGACGACAGGUCCUGGUGGUGGUACCAUCUUAGCCCGCCAAGAUUCUCUUUCAAGUUCCCUUUCAAAAGUUCACGACAGCAAGAGCGAUGACUCGGAUCCAGGUCGUCAUGGUUUUUUGUACGUCGAAUAUACCGCGUCCUCAGUGAUCGUCCCAUCAUUCAAAGCGGCCUUUGAACACGAUGACGUAUUUCAAAAUUCUUUCGGUUACUCCCAGGAUGUUCACGUGACCAUACAGCCGUUUGAUUUUAUCCUGUGGUGUCCACUAUUGUACACAAUUACCACUGUGUUUCACACAUUCGCCUCGCUGCAAAGUGACUCGGUCGGGAAAUGCGAAUCUCAAGGGGUGCCCCUCCUAGACCCCGGCGUAGAAACCCAUAAAAUUUUGACCAAUUUGCCAGAGAUUAAUUUAAAACUCAGAGGAUUUCGAGUUGUUGUUCCUUCGUGUAUCGAUCCGCGCAUGUUCACGGGUAAACAAGACCACAGCAACGUUGUAAACAAUUCUGAUUUGUUUACAAUCCAAGCAACGUCUCUUCUAGUUUCGUCGCGACUCGAAAAUCCGAUAUCGCGUUUGGUGUUGGACAAAAAACUCAGUAAAGCACUGACUGCAUUCGCCCGCAGUCGUCGCGGGUCAGCAGCAGAGAGGGGUUUGGGUGAUACUCAGUAUAAGAUAGAAGUGAAAGGUCUUCGUAUUUGGUCUGGAUGCUGGGAGGAGUUAUGUCGGAUGCUGCCCAAUCAAGAUCCCAGCAGGAUAGAGAGGGAUCUCUUGGAACAGAAUCCUGCAUUGGAGUGGAAUACGCAUAGUGGGUGGGUAUCAAUACUAUCCUAUUUUAUCCUAAUUUACCCAUCACUACCAUGCUAUAUACCAACAGGGUAGAUAGGAAUCUCUUGGAACAGAAUCCUGCAUUAGAGUGGAAUACUAAUAGUGGGUGGGUAUCCAAUACUAUCCUAUCCUAUUUUAUCCUAAUCUACCCAUCACUUGCCUCCUCAAGUGUCAGAUAUUUUCACAGAAAAAUGGAUGAUCGUGCAGUCAGAAAGUGUUUUUGUCAAACUGAAAGAUUAGAAAUCUGCUUGGUUCUUGGUUUAUAAAGGCAUUUUGUGCAGAUUCUUCAGAAAUGUUUUGAAGUUUUUUUAUAAUUUGAAACAUUUUGCUACAAUCGCAAAAAUUUUUGCGCAGGAAAUUGUUUCCUUCAAAGCCAAAACCAGCACUUGUGGUGCCGUGGCCACCACGCUUGCCUUUCUAGCAGGGAGACCUAGGUUCAAAUAGACCUUUCCCCUUAUAACCAAAAUUUUGAUCUAGGCAAGUCUAGACAAAUAUUUCAUCACAGCUUGAAAGAGCAUCACAAAAUUAGUAAUAUUCCAAAGUUUCGUUGCGAAAUGUUGUAAAAUGAGGAAAAUAGAGCCUUGCGAAGUUUGCAAUUUUCAGUCAUUUUGUAUUACAAAUGGGAAAUUGAUGCCCCAACACCCGAUUGGGCUGUCAAUUUCCCGUGCAUAAUACAAAAUGACUGAAAAACGGCAAACUUCGCAAGGCUAUAUUAUCCGCAUUUUACAAGAUUUUGCAACAAAACUUUGGAAUAUUACUAAUUUUGUGAUGCUCUUUCAAGCUGUGAUGAAAUUUUUGUCCAGAUCGAAAUUUUAGUUAUAAGGGGAAAGGUCCAUUGAGGAGAAAGUGGUACCUUUACAUUGAACAUCAGUAAAUGGUUAGACUUCUCGGAUAAGGACGUUAAAAUCAUAGGCACCUCGGAUCCCCGAUAGAAAACCCCCUGAGAAAAAUCCCCUGAGAAACUCGAUAAACUAAGAACUUUACAGUCUUGUGACAAUUAUAACUCCUUUUCCAAUUUACUUUAGUCAAGAUCGUUCGAGUGCCUUGGUAAUACCAGUGGUUUCUGACUUGGAUAUAAAAUGCAUCGUUGCGCCACCUAUCUCACUCACGACGUCAAGCAAAUCACAACGUUGGAAUAAACCUAUCUUUGGUUUAUCAUUUGAAGUCAACCUUACCACUGAUGUGGAGUGUUUCAUCAGUAAAACUCAGGUAAAUUGUACCCCAGCACGUCACUUUAAAGCGCAUACACCCCUAUGCAAAUAGUUUAGCUAUAGACUAAAUUUUGAUCUAGGCAAGAAGACCAAAAUCCAUCACCACAGCUAAAAGAGCAUGUUAAAAUUAGUAAAAUUGCAAAGUUUGUCCUCGAAAUGUUUUAAAAUGCGUCAAAUAUAGCGCUGCGAAAUUAGCAAAUUUUGUAUUAAUUUGUAUCACGCGCGAGAAAAUGCACCACAUUUGGGCCAAAGUGGUACAUUCUCCCGCGCGUAAUACAAAUUAAUACAACAUUUGCAAAUUUUGUAGGGCUAUAUUUUCCCCAUUUUACAACAUUUCGUGGCAAAACUUUGCAAUUUUACGAAUUCUAACAUGCUCUUUGUAUAGCUGUGGUGAUGGAUUUUGUUCUUCUUGCCUAGAUCAAAAUUUAGUGUAUAGCUGAAAUUGUCUAUUUUUUGCUAGUCAGUCAAAUAUUGUUGUCCAUUGUUAAUUUUCCAACUGGCAAUAAAUUCCGCUGCGAGCCUUAAACGGGAUGCGUUGUAAAGAAGAGCAAUAACAUUGUCUACCGAAAGUUAGGAACACUUAGUACCUCCACAAUAAGUGUUUGUCCUGUGUUAAGCCGGUUUUCCACUUGCGAAUUUCUUUCCGCGAAGCGAAUUUUUCUUUUGUCUUUUUCUAUUAUUUCCAGAUGGUUCCAGUUGAGUGACCAAAGACAAAUGAAAAAUUCGCGCAAAAAAAUCCGCAAGUGGAAAACCGGCUUUAAUAUUUUUUUUAUCUGCGUUUGUCUGUGUUUGGUUACAUUAUUUCAUGACAGAUAGAUCUCAUCAAAUUAAGUUUUACCUUCGAUAUCCUGUAAAUAGUAUACAUUAUUUGAUUUUGUACCUUAGGUACAGCUCAUGCAAACUAUUCUCAAAGAAAACAUUACGAACAGCGGUUUGUCCAACGAUGACGUCACCAGUGACGUAACUACUGACACUCCAACCGCUUUUUCCCAUCCGCCACGAGUAGCUGCGCCCGAGGAGAAACUGGACAGCGGUUGUGGCAGUGAAUGCUCCCAUAAAAACCGCCACGUGAUUAAGUCCCGUGACAGCAAGCCCGAUGUCCAAGAGAUGGAAUGUCUCGCCACUGCCGGGGGGUUAUCUGUGUUUGUCUACGAACAUUCUACGACGGGGGAGGCGUGGACUCAGUUGGUUCCAGUAGUACGUGUGUCCCUUAUACAACCAGCUUUUAAUUGUACAAGGCGUGCAGACAGUGAUACGAUUCAAAUUUCAUGUUUUGAUAUAUCUCUGGCUAAAUGCAAGUCCAACACGAGGAGUGCAGGUGCGUGUCUUUGUCGGUUGUGCAUUCUAGUUAAAGCCAAAUUGCUUUCUUAUGUGUAACCCAAUACACCCCUCCGGUAAAUGCCCAGUCCUGGCUAUACAGUGUGUCCCAAAAAAAAGGUUACCCUUUGAAGUCAAGCGUUAGUGCCGCAUGUUCGAAUUUGAAUGCUUUAACUCCCUAAUGAGCCCUGGAAUGCGUAAGACGUUAUAGCAGAGCAUUUUUAUGCAUGCAUUGCAAAUUAAUUGAAAUUUGUUCCGCUAAAAUAACACAGAAUGGAAUGCAUGAAUAUACAUGUAUAACGUUUUACGCAUUCCAGGGCUCAUUAGGGAGUUAAAGCAUUCAAAUUCGAACAUGCGGCACUAGCGCUUGACUUCAAAGGGUAGCCUUUUUUGGGACACACUGUACCAGUGUGUAUACAAAAACCUGCAAACACUAUAAUUUGCAUAAUUCUGCUGCUUAAUAGCAUUUCAUUGUCUGUGCUACUUAUUUUGCUCCUGGGAUUUGAAAAUACAUUCUAAUUAACCGCGCUGAUAGAAAUUAGAAUAACACAAAAUUAUUUGUAAUGUAGAAAACUAAUUAUUAGUUCGUCUGCGAAUGGGUCAACUAUUGUGUUUACGCACGCUUGGAAUCAAUUAGUUCUGCAUCAUGCAAAUUAUAAAAACAUCGUAUUUCAAAGGGUUUGCACAUUUUUAUAUACAGGGUGUCUAAAAAAGUAAUACUUAGAAAUCACCCUUUUGUUGUAAACACCCAAAUUUUAUUACCUCUGGGAGUUUAGAAUACGUUGUAAUCGUACGAGCAUAUUAAAACCCACCCCUGGCCAAAACCUUUACAAAAGGAUACUAUUCAGUUGCCACACACGUCCUUUACCACUUCUGUUACAUGAGUUUGAUAACUGCUCGUGCAAUUUUAUGCAGUCAAAAUUUUCAUGUUGUCCGCACAUGUACUUUCUACACCACUCCUGACAAAUCGGACUUCUGACAAAUCGGACUCCUGACAAAUCGGACUCCUGACAAAUCGGAAAAUGAUCAACAUAGUCCUAUUUUAUUACCCAACCCUUAAGUUGUUUUGUUUUUGUAUUUACCCAACCUUUUACUCACUGGUAAUUUUGUUUUUCAAAGGUUGUGUUAGUCCCCCUAAACAACGAAAUAUGUAAAAAAAAAGGGUUUCCUCUGUUAUAGAUAACACUCAACUGGUGCCCUCGGCACAGGAUUAUGAUGUCAUUUGGUUUCGUACUGGAGAUGGCAGUCCAGACAAACAUACUGAGCUCGCACCUGCAUUCGCGAACUUCACAUGCAAGCUAUAUCCAUCUUCACCUGGUAAUUAUUUUGCAAAAUUCAUUUAGAAAUCGUUUCCGUUCUUUCAAUUUCUAAACUCCCAAGAAAGUUGUUAUACUGGUUAGAUCUAUAAUAAAAGUUCAAAAUUGACACUCGAAAUUGUAAAAAAAAUUGUGAUUCUUAACCAUUGAGAAAAAUGUGGAAUCUAUAAACAAACUUAAUAUUUUAUCGUUUCUAGCUGAUCUCAAGUUAGACUUUGGCAGACCGAUCUGGAUUGAUGUUGACCUAGGACUGUUAGAAAGACUACAAGACUUCUCCACUGAUCUCAAUAUGCAAGAAACGAAACUGGACAAUGAGCAUCAAACUAGUUCAGAAUCCGACGUGAUGAAUAUUGUUCGUUCUGUGGCUAUAUCAACAGAUUAUGUUGCAAUUACCGCGACUGCUGGUCAGGACAUGGAGAUCGAUCCCGUAGUUAAAGUGUCAUGUUCGUCUAUGAAUCUUGGUGUCAGCCUCAAAGCCGAUGAACGCGAAGGUAAUAGUGUAUGGGCGAAGAUUUUCUGUUAUGUUUCCCUAAAUAGUAUAGGUAAUGAAUGAUUCCAGUAAAAGACGAAAUUUUGAUCCAGACAAGAAGAACAAAAUCUAUUACCAUCGCUGGAAAGAGCAUCUUAAAAUGAGUAAAAUUGCAAAGUUUGGUUGCGAAAUGUUGUAAAAUGAGGAAAAUAUAGCCAUGUGAAGUUUCGCAAAUUUUGAAUAUAUUUGCAUAACGCGCGGGAAAACAGGGCGCGAAAUAACGGCUGGAGGGACGCCGGUCAAGGUGACCGGCCAACUCAAUUUUAGCUCGGACAUACCGUAUUUCUGGCCGGUCAUAUUAUUCAGCUUAAAGCAAAGCCUAGUAAAGUAUAUCCCUAAAAAUGUGACUAUUUUCCCAUAUAGCAUUACAAAAAGCCUUACUGUAAUCAGUAAUUAAAAAGUCCUUCACAUAAAACAACUUGCACUGUACUAACUAAUAAUUAACUCUUAAGCCAAAAGCAUGGCCAUGGGCUUUAAUUGUGACGUACUGCGUGGGAAAACUGGCGUACAUUGCAUUUAUUUUCCCGCAAGAUAUUGGACAACAUGUUAUGGUUCUUAAUUAUAAUGCUUGACAACUUUGUUUUGAUUAUUAAUUCAAAUGAAGAUUAGUUGUUUGUUCUUUUACCAAAAGUAAUCGGUCAAAAUGACCGGCAAGGUAAGAAUUUGACCGGACAAUUUCGCAUUCUGGCCGGACAUUGUCCGUUGACCGGCCGUUAUUUCGCGCCCUGGAAAAUAACCAUUUUUGAGCCGAAAGUGCUUAUUUUUACCGCGCGUAAUGCAAAUAUAUGCAAAAUUUGUGAACUUCACAGGGCUAUAUACAGUACAUUUUCUUCAUUUUACAACAUUUAGCAACCAAUCUCUGCGGUUUUACUCAUUCUAAGACGCUCUUUCUACAGUAGCUGUGGUGUUGGAUUUCGUUCUUCUUGCCUUGAUCAAAACUUAGUCUAUAGCCGGAAUCACCCACUGUAAGUAUACAAAGUGUCGCGCACUUAUUUCAAUGUGAUCUGUGUGAUGCGGAUUAUAUAGAUUAAAUGACACGAUUUCUGCCAGAGGGCCUGUAGUUGUAUUUUUUUUUGCAAAACUGCUCCUGGUUAGAUCUAAUAAAUGUGUAUUAUUAUACGGCAAGCAUUUGUUUUGAUGAAUCGCGCAAUUUGAUUGGCUUCUGAUGAGGCAGGAUUUUCCCACGCAAUUUUUUUGCCCCGCGACAAGAGCCGAGUUUCAAACGGAAAAAAGUGUCUAAAAGUCUUUCAAAACUAUUCAAAACGAAGAAAAAUAAACCUAAACUAAAGAAAAGGAGCACCUUCUUUGGUUAAAGAACUUUCUCAAUAUGUUUUUGUUAGCGAAAGUCGAAAUUACAAGGUAAAUUUUACAAUGUUUAUAACUAUUACUGUCGUUCCAAUUGAAGUGUUGCUAAAAUAUUGAUUCAAUACAUUACCUCGGGCUGACCAAUUCAUUUGAUCAAGUUCCUCGAGAUAUUCAUACACUUCCUGUGAAAGAGCCAAUUCCAAGUAUUUGAUCAUUUCUGGUCACUUCCUUUCUAUUUAUGAUUGGUUAGUUGCACAAACAACAAAGGUGAUUGGUGCAUUCAAACUAUUCAACAGGAAGUUUACAAUUAUACUAGGAAGUUUAUGAAUAUCUCGAGGAACUUGAUCAAAUGAAUUGGUUAGCCCGAGGUAAUGUAUUGAAUCAAUAUUUGAGCAACACUUCAAUUGGAACGACAGUAAAGAAGUCAGGAAUAGCUGUGUUUUGACUUUGUGAAGAGCUGCAAAUCUUAUUUGCAGAUAGCCGAGGAAUUUGACACCAUCCUAAAUAAAAAAUACAACUAAAGCAGCCACAGAUUUAUAUUUUUUCCCUGAAAAUUUCUGUUUUUUUUCGAUAAAAAGAGAUAUAUUUAUGAGAUGAAGCGAACUAAAACCGUACUUGUCCAUACUGUUUAUUAAUUUUAUUGUUUCAUAUUUGUUGUCUUUGUCUUUGAUUAAAUGACGAAAUACCUCGUAUUUUUCUUGAAAUACUAUCCAACUGUGUUAGUAUUCUAUAUAAAAAGUGCUGUAGAGUAGUUUUACUAACCAAGCUUGAGAACAUUUUUUACAAUUGUUCUUUUUUGCAAAUGUUUCGGACUUUGUACUUUGCCCUCGCGUGACCUUUUUUACCCAUUUUUUACAAACGUACAAUGCCAUAUAAUAUAAAACUUACUGACCUCAACCGUUCGGGCAGUACGGGAAAAUAUCCAACCUCGGUCUUGCUGUAUUGACCUCGCUAUCGCUCGGUCAAUACAGCAAGACCUCGGUUGGAUAUUUUCCCGUACUGCCCUCACUCUCGGUCAGUAAGUUAUUAAAAUUCCACUCGAAAUUUGCCAUCUACAAAGACCUUCGACACAGGGAAGGCCGUGUUGCAGGGGUGGAAAAAGUAUCGGACCAUGGGACCAUUGGUCCCAGAAAAUUGUUUGAGUUCCCAGAAAAUAUUUGCAAGAAAGAAAAAAAGAUAAUUGUAGAAACUUAGACAAAGGGAGAAAUUCAGAGGACACAUUCUGCCCAGAACCCAAUAGAAAGAAUGUUACCUACAGGUACUGUAUGUAUGACCUCAGAAAUGCUAGUAGAAGCACAUCUAUCUUACUAGUGCAAUAGUGGAUAAAUGUAGAGACUAUAGAAUGAUGUAACAAAUGUGAUAUGGCAAAUGUAUUUUUAGCCAAUUUGAGACACCUGAUUUUCAAAAUUUUCUGGGGCACCAUGCUUGCAGACCCCCCUAGUAGUGCCCAUUUUUUGGCAUCUGUAAAUUUACCUUAGGAUCAGUCCCCGGAUGUGUGUUAUCUAAAUUAGUUUUAUGUUAUAUACGUUAAAUAUAUAGCAUGACAUUAAGUUUGACAACUUGUUAGUGUUACACAGUUACAGUGUGCGAGUGUCGAUUGACUUGAUUAUUCGCAGAAAAUGUUUCAAUGUUCUCUUGUGGUCCCAGAAAGUGAAAUAAUUUUUCCACCCCUGCCGUGUUGGCCGUGUUAUCACGGCCAAAAAUGGAAAAACACGGCUAGAUAAAAUGAACGCUGCUUCAUUAUUUAUAUAAGGCCGUGUACGUUCAUAAAAUAAGAUGGUGCUACUUACAACAGACAUAAUUUCUUUCUAUUUACGUCAUAAGAAAGUUUGUAAAAUCUAUUGUUGUUGUUGAAAUUAGCAAAAGUGAUCCGUGAUGUUUUAAUGUUUUGAUGGAUAAUGGUAACCGUAUGGUGUUAAAGUGGUUUUAAGUUUUAAAUACCCCCAAGAGUUGCUGAAAUAACUUAAUGUCUUAAUGUCAGUGCGCAAUAUGAGUAUAUGUUCGCCUUGUAUUUGGUUGCAAAGCAUAGAACAACCACAGGCAUUGUCCGUUGUUGUAGAACCGUGAAUUUGGAUAUGCAAGGUAAUUGACAUGUGCACACCCUGGUUAUUUAGAAACACGCCCAAGAUCUAAAAUCCUAGCUAAGACCCUGCUUCGACAUCAGUUGUAUCAAGUGAGAUGCACCCAUACACCUUACAUUGGCAUGUCCUCAGUAUUUAUACAUGAACGUGUGGUUAGAGCUCGACAACUGUCUCUCUGUAGCUCAGUUGGUUAGAGCGCUGCACCAGAAUCACAGGACCACAGGUUCGAUUCUCGCCAAUGGUUGCACUUUCCGCAACGACUCCUGAUUAGAUCUAAUACAUCUUAAAUCAUUCUACUCGAGAUUUCAACACAGAUUUUGGACUUGUAUUUUUUUAGAUUUUUGUCAACGUAUAGCGGCAAACCUUCAUCUCUGUGCCAUCACUAUAGCAACAAGUAUUGAUGAUAAACUACGUUCUUUUCUACUUCCGUACGAUGCGUCCAUAGAUUUGGAAUUGUUCUGUAGUUCACCAUCAAUUUCUCAAGAUACGUACUGGUAA
Molecule: messenger RNA, 11194 nt
Organism: Paramuricea clavata
Lineage: Eukaryota; Metazoa; Cnidaria; Anthozoa; Malacalcyonacea; Plexauridae
Source: the annotation of a GenBank genome assembly